Closterium sp. Naga37s-1 is the source of this 465-nucleotide messenger RNA. The record is from the annotation of a GenBank genome assembly. NCBI's taxonomy places the organism in Eukaryota, Viridiplantae, Streptophyta, Zygnematophyceae, Desmidiales, Closteriaceae.
GGACGUCACCGGCAACUUUGACGUCCACCGCUCUGCAUCAUUCCCCACCGAUUGGAUGGCGUUCACAGGGCGGGCCGGUCUGAAUGGCUUCACUGGCUCUAUCCCCUCCACCAUCUCCGCCCUCACCGCCCUCACUGACCUGGAGCUCUAUUUCAACAACCUCACAGGAAGCAUCCCUGCCGGCAUCUCCAAGCUCGCUGAACUGAGAUCUCUGGGGCUCUCCUACAACAAUCUCACCGGCGCCGUUCCUGCCAUUCGCGGAUUCCUCCAGACCUUAGACCUCUCCCACAAUCACCUCACCACCAUGCCUACUGCCAUCUCUGCGGAAACUAUCAAGCUGAGCCACAACGACCUCAAGGGAUCUGCGCCCGUCAAUGGAAACGUGUAUAGCAUAGACCUCAGCUACAAUCCUCUUAGUGGAGGCUUGGAUGUGCUCCUUAAAACGUCCUCAACUGGUCAAUUACG